Messenger RNA from Orussus abietinus, 6452 nucleotides. Its product is annotated as murinoglobulin-1. The record is from RefSeq and is a predicted model, not a curated record. Bases 412 to 6105 code for a protein of 1897 amino acids. Gene Ontology annotation, cellular component: extracellular region. Gene Ontology annotation, molecular function: endopeptidase inhibitor activity. The transcript has 26 exons. Lineage: Eukaryota; Metazoa; Arthropoda; Insecta; Hymenoptera; Orussidae.
CCCUAUUUGAGGACAAACCAAAUAACCGAACGUUGGCCACGAUAAAGCAGAUUACGGCGGCGCAGGGAAUCCCGAUAGAUCUCCGAAGAAUUACGAGAUAUCCCCGAAUUAAGUCGCGGUACCCUCCACGAAUCGGUGUAGGAAAAGUGGCCAUCGCGAGGAACGAGGUGCAGGUACCUCUCUUUCGUGGCUGACCCUGUCAGCGAUAAAAGAGCCCGUGCGAGUCUCCCCCUGCUAGUCGAUCGCGGGUGCUCCGACUCCGCUCCGGGACGCGUCAGAAGUCGAGAAGCUGUCGCCGAUAGCAGCCGAGCUGCACCGCAGAUAAUCGUCCGGAAAAUGUCCGUGACCUAGAGCUCGCUCGCCGAACUCGAAGACCGCAUUUGCACCUGGCUGGAAAUCCCCGGAAUAAGAAUGGAACCCUCGCUGCUGCUCUGCCUGCUGCUCGGGUUCUACUCCGGGUUCUACUCCGGGUUCUACUCCGGAGCCGUCGACGCGGUCAGCAGGGGCUACGUGUUCACCGCCCCGAAGAGGCUCGUCUCCGGGGAUACCGAGAACGGGUGUCUUUCUUUGCACAACCUGCAACCACCCGCCCAGGUGCGACUGGAACUGCUCUCCCCUGCCGACGUCGCGGAGGAGGAGGAGGUCCUCGCCAGCAGCACCACCGUCCUAGAGACCGGUCCCGAGGGCUGCAUCGAGCUCCUGGUGCCCUCCACCAAGUACUCCACGGCGAGGCUGAGGCUGAACAUCAAGUUCUCCAAGCAUCCGGAUUACGUCGUCAACGCGGAAAAGGAAGUCGGCAUAGAGCACGACUCCUUGGUGACGUUUGUGGAGACCGACAAGCCGAUUUACAAGCCUGGCCAGGACGUCAACAUCAGGAUCCUGUCCCUGAAGCACGACCUGAAGCCCUGGAAGAAGCCGAUCCCGAAAGUAUGGAUCGAGAACCCCACCGAGGUCAGGGUGGCCCAGUGGGCGAACGUUACCACCAACCUUGGAAUGGUCGACCUGCUCCUUCCUCUGUCCCCGGAACCGAGCUUGGGAACCUGGAAGAUCAAGGUGGAGAAGAAGAAGUCGCAUCAUCAGCUCAUCGACACUGCCACCUUCGAGGUCAAGAAAUACGUCCUGCCGCGGUUCCAACUGACGAUAUCUUCCCCUGGGUACAUCCUCGCGGAUGCCGGGAACGUCACCUGGCACAUUUGCGCCAAGUACAGCUACGGGCAGCCCGUGAAGGGCUCCUUGCUGCUGAAGACGAUGUCACAGACGCCCAGCUGGCGGAGGAAGAAAAAUCUCCCGGAAAUUAAUUACGAGACAAAGCUGAAUUCCCCGGACGGAUGCACGGAUUUUACGGUGUCGGGGAACGAGUUGGGUCUGGCGCACUGGAAAGUGGCUCCGAACAACAUCAUCUUAACGGCGAACUUCACGGAAGCUGGUACCGGGAUCGUCGAAACCACGAGCAGCCGAACCGUCGUCGUCCAUCAGACCCUGAAGCUCGAGUUCGCUCCCUACACUCCAAAAUACUUCAAACUAGGACUGCCCUAUCAUGGAAAGCUGAGAGUCCUUCGCCAGGACGACACUCCAGCCCCGAACGAAAAAAUCCAACUGUGUCUACGUGUACGUGGCAAGGACGAGUGGCUGCGAGUCGUAGUGGAGUGUCGAAACUUCACGUCCUCCCCGGAUGGGUUCGUCGACUUCCUGGUCCCUCCUCAGCACAAGAACAUCGUCUUGCUGAGCUUCGUGGCCACGGGCAUCGAGUACCCCACAAAGUACUACUCGCCGGACAAACGGUGGAGGGUGUUCAUGGACCAGCCAUCGGCGUACUUCGACGCGAAUCCCUGGUACUCGCCCUCGGACAGUUACCUCGCGGUAGCGCGAGGCUAUCAGCCCAUCGUCUGCGGGGAGAGGUACUCCUUCAACGUGAUGUACUCGGUACCGGUGAACAACGACACGAACAGGACGAUAUCCUUCCACUACUCCAUCAACUCGAAGGGCGACCUGCUGAUAUUCGGACACGUGAAGCACCGACCGCAUCGAGAGUCCGUCCUAAAUUACUCGGAGUUCCGCAAUUUACUGGGCGCGGUCGACACUCCUACGAACAAGACGGAGCAGAACCACGUGGUGCACAGGUUCCCUCUGAGCGUGAAGGUGACUCCAAGUAUGGCCCCGGUUUCCGAGUUGCUGCUGUAUUACGUGCGCCCUGACGGCGAGACCGUGGCGACGACGUACACCAUCGAGGUAGGCCACUGUUUCGAGAACAAGGUGAAGACGGCUUGGCACGACGAGUCCCAGAGUCCAGGCUCGGCCACCCAGUUCCACGUGGAAGCUUCACCUUGGUCGAUUUGCGGAGUUUCGGUGGUCGACAAGUCCACGCGUUUCCUUGGAGGCUCCAAAACUGGCCUGGUGGACGCGGAUCUGGUUUUCAACCAGCUGAAGGCCUUCCACCUGGCCCCGGAGACUCGCCCGAUCCAAGAGGCCUGGAACCACUGUAAAAAGACAGCGGAACCGGAAGCGAGCGUCGAAGAGAUAGAUCACCUGCCCCGACCUGCGGUGGAGGAGCCUCCGGUUUGGGACCAGCGAAGGAAGAAGAGGACGACGUUCCUGAGCACCCAUGUUAAUUACGUGGACGCCAUACAGGCCUUUGACGAUUUCGGAGCGAUUGUCAUAAGCGACCUGAUCCUGGAAUCGCGUCCAUGUCCCAGUAUCUCGUUUCUACCCCAUGGACCCAGAAUUAGUCUAAACAACAUGAUGAUCCGAGAACUCGACGAGCCUGACAGACUGUUAAAAACCGUAAACGCGUUGCCUCUCGCUUUCCCGCUGCUGAAUUUCCAAGUCCCUGGUCUUCAGGGUCCUUCGGUAAACGCGGGACUGGGCUACGUGGAACAGCCUCCGGAUCAAGCGACGAUCUUGAGAUCCUACUUCCCAGAGACCUGGCUCUGGGAAACGGUACAAACAGGAAAAGAAGGAAAAGCGACACUGGAGCGCAGUCUUCCGCACACCAUAACCGACUGGAUUGGCCACACGGUUUGCAUUUCUCCAAAACAUGGUCUGGGAAUUUCGCCCCCGACGUCCAUCACGGCUUUUCAGCCCUUCUUCCUCGACUACAGUCUACCCUACAGCGUGAAGAGGGGAGAGAUUCUGCGAAUGAAAGUGUCACUCUUCAACUACAUGCAGCACAGUUUACCCGUGAAGAUCAAGCUCGAAGACGCGAAGGGUCUCGAGCUGCAGAAAUCGUCAGACGCCGCCUCAUACUGUGUUAAAUCGAGAGACAGCGUGGUCCACGAGUACGCCUUGAAGUCAAAAGACCUAGGAGAAAUUAACAUCACCGUAUCGGCUGCAAUUGACCCUGACUAUGCCGAGCCAUGCGGUCCCGAAACCUUGGUGUACACCAGAGAUGAAAUAGUGAAGCCCAUCCUGGUGCAGCCGGAAGGAUUUCCCGUGGAGUUGACCAAGUCCGCGUUCGUGUGCCCCAAGGACUUCAGCGACGACUCGAUGAUCUCCUGGGUCCUCGAGCUCCCCAAGGACCUGGUGCCCGACAGUGCCAGGGGAUACGUUUCCUUCAUCGGCGACAUCCUGGGACCGGCUUUGGAAAAUCUCAGCAACCUCGUCCGACUUCCCAUGGGCUGUGGCGAACAGAACAUGAUCCUCUUCGUGCCCAACAUCCAUGUCAUCGGGUAUCUGGAUGCCAGCGGGAUGCAGAACGACGCACUGCGCGCCAGAGCCGUAAAGAACAUGGAAAAAGGGUACCAACGAGAGCUGAAUUACAGACACCCUGACGGCUCUUACUCCGCAUUCGGACCGGACAGCUCGAUGAGUGGCGGCUCCAUGUGGUUGACCGCUUUCGUCGUCAAGUCCUUGGCGCAAGCUCGCAGCAUAAUCCACAUAGACGAGCGGGACUUGAAAUUCUCGGUGAAAUGGAUCACCAGGAGGCAGCUGGAGAACGGCUGCUUCCCCCUGAUCGGAAAAGUCUUCCAUAAAGACAUGAAGGGUGGUCUUCAAGAUGAGGAGACCUCGUCCCCCGCAUUGACCGCGUACGUUCUGAUCUCCCUGCUCGAGUCUGGAGUGCCCUUAUCGGCGUCCCUUAUCAACAAUGCCCUGUAUUGUCUGGAAAAGGGCAUGGAAAGCGACAGCGAGAACCCCUACACUCCUGCCCUGUCGACCUACGCCCUGGCAUUGUUGGAGCACCCGAAGGCGAAAAUCAAUCUGCAGUCCCUGAUGGCUCGCGCGACGAGGCAUAACAACCUGCUCUGGUGGGAAGACAAGGUAAAGCCUUCCAUGGGCCUCAGCAUCGAGAUGACGGCUUAUGCCGUGUUAUCGUUGGUCAAGCUGGGUGGUGAAGAUAACAUGGUCGAGGCCCUGAAGGCCGUCAGGUGGAUGUCGAAGCAGAGAAACGCGGAAGGUGGGUUCACCUCUACGCAGGACACGGUUUUAGGUCUGGAGGCCCUUUCAAAGUAUGCCGUGGCCAUGUCCACGAAAACCACCGACCUCUCCGUUCUCGUGACCGCUGGCGACGUCGACAGGGUCUUCAAGGUGGAGAACGAGGACCGGCUGGUCCUCAAUCAGAUCAAACUCCCAGUUCUGCCGACAGUCGUCGAGGUCUUCGCCGAGGGGGAGGGUUGUCUGCUGGUCCAGAGUAACCUGAAGUACAACGUGGCUCAUGCCACGGGUUCCCAAGCUUUCGAGCUCUCCGUCACCGCGGAAUCCGUAGCCCUGGUCGACGAGUGCUCCAUGCAGAAGAUCACCGUCUGCGGACGCUAUAAAUUGGCGGAUGAAGAGAGCAACAUGGCUUUGCUGGAAAUCGGCAUGAUCAGCGGAUACGUGCCCGACAGGAGCAGCCUUCACGGCUUGCUAGAGGAUCCCAGCACGCAGGUGAAGAGGUUCGAGGACGAGAAAGGCGCGGUCACCAUCUACUUCGACAAACUGACGGCCCAGAGGAAGUGCAUCUCCUUCAUCGUCAACAGGGAGAACGUCGUCGAGCGCCCCGAACCUGCCAACGUCAAGUUGUACGAUUACUAUCAGCAGGAACUAACCGUAACGACGAGCUACAACUUCAAGGAGUCGUGCAGGAGUGCGGAGGAAGUAGAAGAGCACGACCCGAUCCCGAACCCCAUGCCGGUGGAGCCGGACCCGAAUAAGCCUGCCAUGGGGAAGACGAUUAACGACAGAAUCAUGGAGAGGUCCUUCAAGGGCUCCGGCAAGGAUGGGGCGAGCUCCAAGAACAAACUCGCCGCGUCGAUCACGGACAAGCCGGAGGUGAAGACGGUCCCCCCGGCGAGGGUCACCGAGCUAAUAGAAAAGCUCCGAGAGAGGAUCGCGGCGAAAACUAAAAGCGAGAAAUCGGAAGCAUCGACCUCGAGGACGGACACACCUCUAGACGUGGCCUCGAAGCCAACGGAUCCAAACUUAGACGGAGCCGACCCACUUCCAGGUGCAAUUCUGCACGACGACUCCGGAAGUGGCCAGCAACCAGAGGGUCCGGAGACGGGGCUGAACCCGACAUUCGUCGAGAUCGAUCACGACCUGGAGGUUCCGGAAGGAGUCGAGGGGCCUCCCCCGGUGUUCGUGAAGCCCACCGAUGAGUUCGUCCAGGUGGACGAGGACGACGUGCAGAGUCCCUCGAAAAUCCGGCACGAAAAGGGGCGAUUCAAGGAGCACUCCGAGGUGGCUGCGGCGAGGAACGAGAGUCCACGGACGGUCUCGAAGGACGCGACUUGUCCGUGGUGUGCCGACGUUCCUCCGGCGAACGCAAACGAGACGUUUUGCGCAGCUACGAGUGCCGUCAAGGUGGCGGUAAGAAGAUGGCGCAAAGUCAGGCUCCUGUUGGACAUGAAGGCCCCUCGUCAGCCUAAACGUUUGCGCUCGACGGUGCAGCUCAAACUGGACGCGGAUUGCUCGUGCCAGCCGCUCGACAGUCCCGGGACUUUUGCCCUUUUGCUGGACUCCGAGGGCGUCAAUUGGACCGCCGUCGAGGAGCACUCGCAGUUAACGGUGGGCAAGUCGAUGUCGGUUUACACCUUGCCCAACGUCGAGGGACUUUUGCCGCAAUUCGCCGGGGCACGCGCGGCCUGUCCUUCGGGAUUGAACGAGAGUAUCGACAAGGAGGGAAGACAGUGAGUGAGUCGGACAGUCGGUGGAAUUAAAAGGCAGAUUUAGGUUUUCCAUCGCCGCAAGCCGACCGUAUGGACGCAGCUCCUCGGCCACGGAGAAGUCGGCGAGACUGCCCGAGUCCCUCCGUAUAUAAGACCGGGCUCUUCGAUUCCCGAGGGACUUCCAAAGCGAAUCUCUAAACGUCGAACAGAGUUAGGCUAGCGUAAUCAUUUAGGCGAGUCGCUCGUUAAGGCUCGAUAGUCCGUAAUUAAUAAUAUAAUUGCCCCAGAGGUUUGUACCGAACGAUUGUCCCCUUCUUUUUUAUAUCAUAAACCGGACCUGUAAAUAAAUCGAAGAGAGAGGCCUCCUACGUA